AUGGCUUAUGCCAGCCCAGGUUACAUUGGAGAGGCUGCGUCGUCCCGUCUCCCAUCCCUCGGAAACAACUGCACCGGCCAGCGAGAAAUGAUUGAGCUACGCGAGGACGAUAGACUGAAAUCUCUUUUGAAGGAUGGCAUAUUACGUUUUGGAGAGCUGUGCCAACUGAAAAAUACCCCCUGGUUUCCUGCUUUGCUCCUUGCCUGGUUUCUGCUUUUCUGCAAGAGGCAGCCAGGAAAGACCCCAGCGGACAUAAUCUUGUCAGGACCCAGCACAGCCAAGAGAGGCUCCAGCAGACAUAAUUUCUUCAGGGCUCUGCACAGGAAGCCAAUAUUGCUGCAGAGCCAUCAGCUCAUCACACAGAUCAAAUACAACCACGAGGGAGACCUUUUCACGGUGGCCAAGGACCCUAUUGUCAAUGUGUGGUAUUCUGUGAACGGUGAGAGGCUGGGCACCUACAUGGGUCACACGGGAGCUGUGUGGUGUGUGGAUGCUGACUGGGAUACCAAGCAUGUCCUCACUGGCUCUGCUAACAACAGCUGUCGCCUCUGGGACUGUGAAACAGGAAAUCAGCUCGCCCUACUCAAGACCAAUUCUGCUGUCCGAACCUGUGGCUUUGACUUUGGGGGCAAUAUCAUCACGUUCUGCACCAACAAGCAGAUGGGCUAUCAGUGUUUUGUGAGCUUCUUUGACCUGCGGGAACCAAGUCAGAUUGAUAGCAAUGAGUCCUACAUGAAGCUCCCUUGCAACCACUCCAAGAUCACUAGUGCUGCCUGGGGUCCCCUAGGAGAAUGCAUCAUUGCUGGGCACGAGAAUGGAGAGUUCAACGAGUAUAGUGCCAAGUCUGGUGUGGUAUUGGUGAAUGUUAAGGAGCACUCCCUGCAGAUUUAUGACAUCCAAUUAUCCAGGGACAUGACCAUGUUUGUCACUGCAUCUAAAGACAACACAGCGAAGCUUUUUGAUUCCACAACACUUGAUCAUCAGAAGACCUUCUGGACAGAACGUCCUGUCAACACAGCUGCCCUUUCUUCCAACUAUGGUCAUGUGGUACUGGGCAGGGGUCAGGAAGCCAUGGAUGUAACCACGACGUCCACCAGGAUUGGUAAAUCUGAAGCCAGGUUCUUCCACUUAGCCUUUGAAGAGUUUGGGAGAGUCAAAGGUCACUUUGGGCCCAUAAACAGUGUUGCCUUCCAUUCUGAUGGCAAGAGCUACAGCAUCGUUGGAGAAGAUGGCUAUGUUCCCAUCCACUACUUUGACCCACAGUAAUUUGAAUUUGAAUUUGAA
Molecule: messenger RNA, 1284 nt
Organism: Suncus etruscus (white-toothed pygmy shrew)
Lineage: Eukaryota; Metazoa; Chordata; Mammalia; Eulipotyphla; Soricidae
Product: eukaryotic translation initiation factor 3 subunit I-like
Biological process (GO): cytoplasmic translational initiation
Cellular component (GO): cytoplasm; eukaryotic translation initiation factor 3 complex, eIF3m
Molecular function (GO): translation initiation factor activity; protein binding; RNA binding
Source: RefSeq, a predicted model, not a curated record